UUCGCACCCUAGGAUGAGAGGCAGGGGCCGAGGCAGGGGUAGGGGCCGAGGCGGGGGCGGGGGCAGGGGCAGGGGCGGGGGGCAGCAGAAGCGCAAGAGCCAGGACAGGCUGAAUUUUACGAACAAGAGGUUUCGGCCCGACGAGCGGCACAAAGAGGAGGCGGAGGCGGCAGAGGAGCGCGUGUCCGAGACGUCCGAGUCUUCGGACGAGGAGCAGCCGUCCGACGACGCUUACCAGCAGCUUCUGGGCACAAUGAGCGCCCGCGCGAGGCCGCCCGCCGUCGUCAGCACCGACGAGUCCGAGGACGACGACGACGCCAGCCACGACGACGCGGAUGCGGACGAGCCGGACAGCGGCUCGGACGACGAUAUUGAGGCCGAGCAUGAGCACCAAGGCCACGACAGUGAGUCGGACGCCGACGACGGCGGCGACGACAAGGUACACGAGGAGGCGGAGGCGGAAGACCCGUUCUGCGUGCACCUGAACGGGGAGCUGGAGGGGGCGUUGCUGGCGGCGGUGUCGGCCGACAAGCCGCAGGUGGAGACGAGCAAGCUGUUCUGGCCGCACCUCGGCCACAUGCAGGUGCAGCUGCCGCGGGUGGAGGCGGCCUCGGCGGCCCCCAGGGCCUCCGGCUGGGGGCUGUGCGAGGCGGAGAAGGCGCUGCUGCGGGCGGCGGCGCCGCCCGCGCGACCGAGCGGCGCCGAGAGCUGGCAGCGGCUGCGCGUGAAGCAGCAGCUGUGGGCCAACGUGGACGCGGCGCUGUCCGGCGGCGGCCUCAGCGGGCUGCAGGCCGAGGUGUUGGCCGUGCUCAACAACUACCAGGACCUCUACUUGGCCGAGCAGACGGCCGCCAACCUCGAGCAGCUGCGCUUCGUCUACUGCCUGCACGCGGUCAACCACGUGCUCAAAACCAGGGCCAGGGUGCUGGCCAACAACGACAGGGUCAAGCGCGCCGGCGGCGACGUGCCCGACGACUGCAGGGACCAGGGCCUCGUCAGGCCAAAGGUGCUCAUCCUCCUCCCUUUCAAAGACGCCGCCUACAGGACGAUCAACACGAUAAUCUCGAUCCUGCUGGGCGACGGCAAGGGAACCGUGAUGAACCACAAACGCUUCGUCGACGAGUUCACUGGCGAGGAGCUUGCGCUGCCCAAGAAGAAUCCCAAGCCCGAGGACUACGAGCAGCUGUUCCGGGGCAACGUCGACGAUAAUUUCAAAAUCGGCAUGUCCGUUACGAAAAAAAGACUGAAGCUGUACGCGGACUUUUACGAGUCGGACAUAAUCGUGGCGUCGCCGGUGGGCCUGCGCGUGGUGGUGAGCGGCGAGGCCGAGGCCGAGCAGGACUUCGACUUCCUGGCCGGCCUCGAGCUGGUGGUGAUGGACCAGGCGGAGGUGCUGGCGCUGCAGAACUGGCAGCACGUGCAGCACCUGUGGCAGCACGUGCACCUGCAGCCGCGCAACCGGCGCGACACCGUCUUCUCGCGCAUCCGGCUGUCGGCGCUGGCCGGACACGCCAAGUACCUCAGCCAGACGUGCGUCUUCUCCUCGGUGCAGAUGCCCGAGGUGGCCGCCCUGAUGCGCGCCCGCUGCCGCAACUACGCCGGACGCGUGCUCGUCGCCAACCCAGUCCGCAUCGGCUCCAUCGCCCAGGUCGUCGUCCAUCUGCCGCAGGUGUUCCACAAAAUCGAGGCGUCGUCUGUGAGCCAGUGCCUGGAGAAGCGAUUCGAGGUGUUCGUGUCGAAGAUUCUGCCGCAGUUCCGCGACUCGAUGAUGAGCCACACGCUGAUCUACGUGCCCUCGUACUUUGACUACGUCCGCCUGCGCAAGCACUUGAUCGACAAGGAGCUCAGCUUCGUCCAGAUUUGCGAAUACGCCGAGAACGGGAAAAUCGCGAGGGCCAGGGACUUGUUCUUCCACAACGAGGCGCACUUUUUGCUCUACAGCGAGCGCUUCCACUUUUUCCGGCGCAUCCGGCUCAAGGGCAUCCGCCACCUCGUCUUCUACCAGCCUCCCACCCUGCCGCAUUUCUACCCCGAGCUGUGCAACUUCAUGCAGGAGGCGAACCAGAAUCCGAGGAAGGAGGGCGGAAGCUCGACCAACAUGACCGUGACGAUUCUGUACUCAAAGUACGACGCGCAGAGGAUCGCGUCCAUCGUGGGCACGGAGCGGGCCUCCAGCAUGAUCGGCUCCGAGAAGACUGUCCACCUCAUGGUCACCGGCGACGACAAACAAUAAUUGACUCUUAUUUUUCCAAUCUUUUUAAUUAAAACCAGUGUUUACUUGCA
Molecule: messenger RNA, 2283 nt
Organism: Cloeon dipterum
Lineage: Eukaryota; Metazoa; Arthropoda; Insecta; Ephemeroptera; Baetidae
Product: U3 small nucleolar RNA-associated protein 25 homolog
Exons: 6
Coding region: 14-2233 (739 amino acids)
Biological process (GO): maturation of SSU-rRNA from tricistronic rRNA transcript (SSU-rRNA, 5.8S rRNA, LSU-rRNA)
Cellular component (GO): nucleolus; small-subunit processome
Molecular function (GO): rRNA binding; U3 snoRNA binding
Source: RefSeq, a predicted model, not a curated record